GCGCAGUUGCUGUCGCAGUCCAGCUCGAUCGAUCAACCACCACUUCCCGCUAGCUUAUCCCAUCGAUCAAUACUUGUAGGUUGCGGCUCAUCAAUAAAAACGAAAGGCCAAACCUUAAUUACUACAGUCCAACACGAACGCCACUGCUUGCGACCACGCGAUGAAUCGUCGGCAGACGCGAUUGCCGCUCCUCCUCCUCUUCGCCUGCGUCGCCGCGGUGCUCCUGGCGAGCCGCGGCGUCGUCGCCGCCUUCUCGGCUGGCGCUGUGGCGAUGCCUGCGCUGCGCGCGCUGCAGCGCGUCGAGGACGACGUGAGCGGCUUCGCGGAGGGGGAGGAGGCGGCGGCGUACCCGCGAAGGAGGACGCUGUACGACGGCGGGUCCAUCAGCUACGGCGCGCUCGCGGCGAGCAAGGCCGCCUGCUACGGCCCGUGCCCCGCCAGGGGGCAGCCCUACACCGGCCGCGGCUGCCUGAGCAUCUACCAGUGCCGCGGAUAAGGUAGUGCCAACUCCCAGGCUGUACUGCUUGCAUCAACCGCGUAUGGUGCAUCACAGUUUGGUUCACGUUAGAUGUUGCAAGCUGUGAGCCGUUAUUACAUAUGAUUUGUGUGUUAGAUGUUGUAUGCUCUGCAAGAAAUUCACGUGGAAAGUCCCAGAUCCCAUUUUUUCCCUUUCUUUUAUUUUGUUUUUGUCUGUUGACUUCAGUGCUAAAUUCAUAAUAAGAUUUCCACAGAAA
Messenger RNA from Phragmites australis (common reed), 734 nucleotides. RefSeq lists its product as uncharacterized. The coding region runs from base 161 to 496 and encodes 111 amino acids. The record is from RefSeq and is a predicted model, not a curated record. The transcript has a single exon. Lineage: Eukaryota; Viridiplantae; Streptophyta; Magnoliopsida; Poales; Poaceae.